This is a messenger RNA of Solanum lycopersicum (tomato), 2949 nucleotides long. RefSeq lists its product as uncharacterized. Lineage: Eukaryota; Viridiplantae; Streptophyta; Magnoliopsida; Solanales; Solanaceae. The record is from RefSeq and is a predicted model, not a curated record.
AUGGCUUGGCAUUACAACUUGUCCUCCAUCUUAUUGUUUGCUUUUAUAUACUUUAUCCAUGACGGCAUGAUAACUGCUAUAACGGCACGUCGCCUUCUUCAAACCCCUAGUUUUACAGGAUCCGCUACUCCUAGUUUUUCAAUGCCCGCUGUCCCAAGUUUCUCGACGCCCACUACCCUUAGUCCCUCAAUGCCUGCUACCCCAAGCUUCUCCAAUUCCCCCGGUCUUUCAAAGCCUGAGAACCCUAGUUUCUCAAAGCCCCAAACUCCUAGUUUCUCAAAGCCUGUAACACCUAGUUUGUCAAAGCCUGAGAACCCUAGUUUCUCUAAACCUGAAACAUCUAGUUUCUCAAAGCCCGAGACUCCUAGUUUCUCAAAGCCUGGAACUUCUAGUUUUUCAAAACCUGAGACCCCUAGUUUCUCAACACCAACUACCCCAAGUUUCUCAAAUUCACCUAGUCUUUCAAAGCCUGAGAUCCCUAGUCUCGCAAAUCCUAAUAUCCCUAGUUUUUCAAAACCUGAAACACCUAGUUUCUCAAAACCUGAAACACCUAUUUUCUCAAAGCCCGAAACUCCUAGUUUCUCAAAGCCUGAGGCACCUAGUUUUUCAAAACCUGAAACCUUUACUUUCUCAAAAUCAGAGACCCCUACAUUUUCAAAACCCCAGAAUCCUAGUUUUUCAAAAUCUGAAACCCCUAGUUUCUCACAACCUGAGGCUCCUAGUUUCUCAAAGACAGAAACUCCUAGUUUCUCUAAGCCAGAGACACCUAGUUUCACAAAGUCUGAGACACCUAGUUUCUCAAAGCCUGAAACUCCUAGUUUCUCAAAACCUAAGACUAGUAGUUUCUCAAAGCCCAAGACUCCUAGUUUUUCAAAACCUGAUACCUCUAGUUCUCCAAAGCUUGAGACUUCAACUUUUUCAAAGCCCACAUCUCUUAGUUUCUCCGAUCCCAAGACCCCUGGUUCACCAAAGUCUGAGAAUCCUACCUUUGCAAAGUCUGAGACCCCUAGUUUUUCAAUGGUCGAGACUCCUAAAUCCUCAAAUCAUAUUACUCCUACUUCCCCAAAGCCCGAGACCCCUACUUUAUCAAAGCCUCAGACUCCUACUUUCUCAAAGACUGGGAUCCCAAGUUUCUCAAAGACAGAGACCCCUAGUUCUACAAAACCCGAGAUUCCUAGUUUUUCAAAGCCUGACACUUCUGAUUCCCCAAAGCCAGAGACCUCUGAUUCUCCAAAGCUCGAGACCCCAAGUUUUUCAAAGCCUAAAACCUCUAGUUUCUCAAAGCCUGAGACUCCUAGUUUCUCAAAGCCUGAGAUUCCUACUUUCUCAAAGUCUGAGACUCCAAGUUCCCCAAAGUUAGAGACUCAUACAUUCUCAAAGCCUGAAAUUCCAAGUUCUCCGAAGCCUGAGACCCCUUGUUUCUCAAAACCCGAGACCCCUAGCUUCCCAAAGUUUGAGACUCCUAGUUUCUCAAAGCCCGAGACCCCUAGCUUCCCAAAGUUUGAGACUCCUAGUUUUUCAAAGCCUGAUAUGUCAAGUUCCCCAAAAUCUGAGACUCCGAGUUUUUCAAAACCUAAGACUCCGAGUUCCCCAAAGUCUGAAAUCACUACUUUCACAAAACCUGAAAUGCCAAGUUCUCCAAGCCCUAAGACACAAAAUUCCCUAAAGCCUGAGACCCCCAGUUUUUCAAAGUCUGAGACUCCUAGUUUUCCAAAGCAUGAGGCACCAAGUUCCCCAACGCCCGAGAUAUCAAGUUUCUCAAAGCCUGAGACUUCAAGUUCUCUAAGUCUUUCAAGUUCCGUAAAUCCUGAAACUCCUAGUUUUUCAAAAUCCGAGACUCCAAGUUCCCCGAAUCUUGAGACCCCUAGUUUCCCGAAACCCGAGACUCCUAGUUUUUCAAAGCCUGAGAUUCUAACUUCCCCUAAGACCGAGAAUCCUAGUUUCUCAAAGCCCGAGACUUCAAGUUCCCCGAAUCCCAAGACUCCUACAUUUUCAAAACCUGAGACGCCAAGCUCCCUAAAGCCGGAGAUGCUAAGUUCCCCAAAGCCCGAGACCCCAAGCUCUCAAAAGCCUGAGACACCAAGUUCCCUAAAGCCCCAGACUCCAAGUUCCCCAAAGCCCGAGACGCCAAGCUUCGAAAAGCUCGAGACGCCGAGCUCUCUAAAGCCCGAGAUGCCAAGUUCCGCAAAGCCCGAAAUGCCAAGCUCCCCAAAGCCCGAGACUCCAAGCUCCCCAAAGCCCAAGACCCCAAGUUCCACAAAGCCUGAGACUCCAAGCUUCCCAAAGCUCGAAACGCCAAGCUUCCCUAAGCCCGAGACUCCAAGAUUCCAAAAGCCCGAGACGCCAAGUUCCGCAAAGCCCGAGAUGCCAAGCUUCCCUAAGCCAGAGACUCCAAGCUUCCCAAAGCCUGAGACGCCAAGCUCCCCUAAGCCUGAGACGCCAAGUUCCGCACAACCCGAGAUGCCAAGCUCCCCAAAGCACGAGACCCCAAGUUCCCCAAAGCACGAGACGCCAAGCUCCUCAAAGCCUGACAUCCCAAGUUUUGAGACUCCAAGUUUUCCAAAACCUGUAACUCCUAGUUCACUAUGUCCCGACACACCAAGUUCCCCAAAGUCUGAGACGCCAAGUUCGUCGAAGCAUGAGAUCCUAAGAUCUCCAAAUUUUGAGAAACCUAGUUUCUUAAAUCCAGAGAUACCCAGUUUAUUAAAACCCGAAACCACUAAUUCUUCAAAGUCUGAUAUUUCAGCAGCCCCAGAACCUGAGACUCCAAGUGUUUCUAGGCAUGAAAUACCAAGUGCACCAAACCGUGAGGUACCAGCUACCCCAAAAUCAAAGAUCCCAACACUUACAAAGCCUGAAUUACCUGUUAUAUCAGAUCCUGAGAUUCUAAGUGUAUUAAAGACAGAAAUGCCAAAACCUUCCAAACAAACAUUGUCAACUUCUCCUUGA